Molecule: messenger RNA, 177 nt
Organism: Protopolystoma xenopodis
Lineage: Eukaryota; Metazoa; Platyhelminthes; Monogenea; Polystomatidea; Polystomatidae
Source: the annotation of a GenBank genome assembly
UUGGUGGAGAUGGUGCAUACGCCGACCCAUCCAAACCGACACCUUCACGAUGAGGCGGAAUUCUAUCGCGUUCAGAUGGAGUUACUCCGCGAAGAGGUGAACGAGAAAAAUUGCCGAUCUAGUCAGCAUCUCGACGAAAAGGUGAGUCUCUUGUCAUUCAGACGGCGACAUGUUUGA